UCUUCUUCUUCUCUGUAACUGCCUUCCUUCACCAUUUUCUCUCCUCUGCUCUGCAACUCUCUCCGCCCAAAUGCUACCGAAAUCCACCGGAAUCCUUUGGCUUGACGGCGACCAUCACGACGGCGCUUCUUGGAACAGAACCAACAACCACAACAACGAUGACAUCGCCGUUGCUGGCUCCGCUUCCUCCUUCAAAUCCAUGCUCCAAUCCGACUGGUACAUGAACUCUACUACUCCUCUGAAUCCUUCUAACCAAGAUUUUCAUUCCCUCUCUUCACACCCCGAUGUUCGAAACCUUCCUUUCAACUCCAAUCCGCCGGAUAACUUGCUCUUACGCCCCAUAGAUUCUUCCUCUGCCUGCUCUGCAUCACAGGCUUUUUCUCUUGAUCCUUCCCAUUCCCAAUCCAUGUUGCCUCCGCAGAAAUCCUGUUUCCCUUCUCUUUUUAACGUUGCUUGUAGCAGUAAUUUUGAGAACGGCUUCGAUUUGGGCGGUGAGAAUGGCCUGCUUGGUUCUUACCAGGGGAACCAAGUUUCGAAUUCCUCAGCCAUGAUGGGAUUCAACGGCAUUUCGUCUCUUCCUCAAAUCGGUAAUCAGGAACUAAGCUUAAACAACGCGGAGUUUCCGGUCGCUGAUAACCCUCCGGCAUUCGGCGCUGGAUUUAAUCCGACGGAUGCCUUCGAGAGCUUCGAUGGUUGCGGGAAUGCUCUGUUUCAGAAUAGGUCAAAGGCUUUGAGACCUCCUGAAUCGUUCCCUCAGGUCGGCGGCACACAGCCGACGCUGUUCCAGAAGCGGGCGGCGCAUCGAGUUGGCUCUUCCGGAGCUGAUAAACUAGAGAAUUUGGAGGUUUCGGGUUCAAAAUUUGGAGACGGCUCAAUGUGGAUGCCGAAUAUGGAGAGGCUGAUGAAGAACAGCGACGAGGACAUUGAGGACGACAGCCUGGAUAUUUCUCACUUGAAUUACGAUUCCGAUGAAGCCAAUGAGUAUAAUAAGCUAGAGGACAAUGUUAAUGCUAAAAACUCCGGAAGCAAUUCCAAUGCCAACACCACUGUAGCUGGCGGAAACCAGAAGGGGAAGAGGAAGGGGAUGCCGGCGAAAAAUCUCAUGGCGGAGCGACGGCGGAGAAAGAAGCUGAAUGAUAGACUCUACAUGCUUAGGUCCGUCGUACCCAAAAUCAGCAAGAUGGAUAGAGCUUCAAUCCUUGGAGAUGCCAUUGAUUACCUGAAGGAGCUUCUUCAAAAGAUAAAUGAACUCCAUAAUGAACUCGAGUCGACUCCUCCUCCUCCUCCUGGUUCUUCGUUGCAGCCUCCUGCAAGCUUUCACCCUUCGACGCCGACGCUGCCGAAUCUUCCCUGUCGUGUCAAAGAUGAGCUGUGUCCAAGCUCCAUGUCAAGCCCCAAAGCUCAGCCUGCCAGGGUCGAAGUCCGAGCCAGAGAAGGCAGAGCUGUCAAUAUUCACAUGUUUUGUUCUCGCAAGCCAGGUCUCUUGCUAUCCACCAUGAAGGCUCUGGACAACCUUGGCUUGGACGUCCAACAAGCUGUGGUCAGCUGUUUCAAUGGAUUUGCUUUAGACGUGUUUCGCGCCGAGCAAUCCAAGGAAGGCGAGGAGAUCUCACCCGAGCAAAUUAAAGCAGUGCUGUUGGAUUCAGCUGGUUUACAUGGUGUUGUUUAAGUGAAGCUGUUCUGAAAUGCAGCCAUUGCAGUGAUGUUUUUAUGCUUCAACAAGUUCUGUAAAUGCAACCACAGUUAGCUCCGUCUUAUUCAUGAAGGCGGGUGCGUUCCCACCAUCCACAGCUACUAUAUUUUAUUUUUCUUUCAGAACACACUGCAUGAUCAACCAACCUCAUUUGGUUGAGUUCUUUUGGAAUAUGAUUUUCUUCUGAACGUAGUUUCCUUCUUAUCUUUCUCCCAUUUGAAAUUUU
Messenger RNA from Cucurbita maxima (winter squash), 1919 nucleotides. Its product is annotated as transcription factor ICE1-like. The record is from RefSeq and is a predicted model, not a curated record. The transcript is spliced from 4 exons. The coding region runs from base 71 to 1669 and encodes 532 amino acids. Gene Ontology annotation, biological process: regulation of DNA-templated transcription. Gene Ontology annotation, cellular component: nucleus. Gene Ontology annotation, molecular function: sequence-specific DNA binding; DNA-binding transcription factor activity; protein dimerization activity. Lineage: Eukaryota; Viridiplantae; Streptophyta; Magnoliopsida; Cucurbitales; Cucurbitaceae.